AGUCAGUCAGAUGGCACUAUUUAGGUAUCUAGACAAGGCGAAGACGACCUUCUAGAGUUCUAACCAGGCAUCAGAAAAAAGGAGGAAGAGGAGUUACUGGGUUUUGUGAGGUUGAUGGUGCCAGACAGGCUGGUCUGAGCUUCGGCUCUACUGGAAUUUUCAUCCAAAACCAUCUCCAUGGUGUUUAAUUGAUAAUACAUUUUUUUCUAUCUAUUCUUACUCUCAUUUCAUCCCCCUUUUAAUUGUUUUUGACUCCUACAAGUAGAAAUAAUCAAGCCCACAGAUUCGUUUUAAGCUGCCUUGUCACUGCCUCAUUUUCAUCAGUAAUGUAAACUUCUGCAGGAGACUCCACCCACACACUAAAAUACAUACAGGAAGUGAGAAUCACUUGUGUCGUACCCUUUCUCAUGUAGCUCACUUGCACUGGAGGCAGAAAACAGCAGCAGUGACUUUGGAUCCAAUGCAGACGGAAGGUUCAGAUCCAAGGUUGCCAGGACCCAUUAUGGAAGGUCUUGGCGAAACAAGCUCUCUAAACGCUGAGGCUCUUGGAAAAUUUGCACAAAGUAUGGCUGAGAACAUAAUCAACUCAAUGCAAAAUUUGGAGCCCGAGGCGUCCCAUGCAAAUGCAAACUUAGAUGUGCUGUCUGAGAAGUUAGCAUCAACUAUAAUGGAGGGUGCAUUUAGGGAAGUGGGUUCUCCUCCCAGCGCUGAGGAUUGCCUACGAGAUUCGACGUCAGCUUGUGUAAAAGCAGAUCAAGAAGAAGGUAGAAAAGAGACUUCAAGAGAUGCUCAAUCCUCCCAUCCACCCUUGUCCCAGUCAGGACUUCCUGUUGUCGGAUCCCUCGACUACCCAGACGCUCCUCCAACCACCCCACUCAUCCCCGAGCUCGAAAGGAGCAGACACAGCUUUGCUCGAAAGCUCAAGGGAGGCUUGGCGAAGGUUUUCCUGCCUUCUCCUCCUCCUCCAACUCCUAAAGACAAAAACUCAGACGUUGACCCUCAGGAGGAACUGAUGGAGAAUCUGAUGCAUUCACUGUCUUCAAUCGGACUGGCAGCAGAUGGUUUGGACGCAGUUCAGCAGCAAGCAGCCAAUCUAGAGUCCUUUGCUGAAGAUUUGUCUCAUGAUAUCAUGAACUGGGUUUGGAAAGAGCAAAGCGAGAAGCAGAUCACAGAUGAAAGGGAUCUUCAUCUCCUGGCUCACCAACUGGCUGAAAGCAUCAUCACCUCAUCCAUCGACAAAGCUAAAAUACUCAUCUAGGACUCUAUUGUGGUAUUGUAUCUUAACUUAGAUAAAUAUUUUACCAAAACACAGAAAUUGAAUGUGUUAGCUCAAAUCUAAUAAAAAAAAUAACCCUCUAGUGGCAGGCUGCAGUACAAGGUUCAAGCCCCGCCCCCUGCAUGUAAAUGAAUGUCUUAAUGUUGAAGCUUACUCCUGCUCUAUACUAUUUAUUUAAGAUGAGUGUUUUGUGUGUUUUUUAUAUAUGUAAAUGACUGAUACACAUUGUGGUUUCAGUCUGCAUAUUUUUGUUUUAAGUUUGUUUAUACGCUUUUUAAACAUUUCUUGAAAUCAACAACAUCAAAGGUUUGGUUAUGAAAUAUGACAUUUGACCAAAAAGAAGAUUUAACAGUUUUUGUGGCAUAUUUUCAUUGAAAACUGUAUUAUGGUUAGGUUUGGGUAGUGGUGUCAAAUAACUGAAUUAAUGGUAAAUUCUGGUACUGGGAUGGAGUGUUUAGAUCCACCAUCAAUACCUUUACAUCCCCUAUAGAUGGCAGCAAAGGGGAAACAUUCCUAUACGUUUUAUUCAUGAAUAAUAAAGUUUGGGGUAAAAGGACAUAAACCUUUCUUUUUUAUUUAAAAGUUUGUAUGUCUAAUUUCUUUGUAAAUUAAUUUGUUUUAUUUGUUUUUUUCCACUAAAAAUAAAAAAUCGAUCUCGUUUUUUUAAAUAAAAA
Nothobranchius furzeri (turquoise killifish) is the source of this 1950-nucleotide messenger RNA. RefSeq lists its product as uncharacterized. The record is from RefSeq and is a predicted model, not a curated record. NCBI's taxonomy places the organism in Eukaryota, Metazoa, Chordata, Actinopteri, Cyprinodontiformes, Nothobranchiidae.